This is a messenger RNA of Phyllopteryx taeniolatus (common seadragon), 2731 nucleotides long. Its product is annotated as interferon alpha/beta receptor 2-like. Lineage: Eukaryota; Metazoa; Chordata; Actinopteri; Syngnathiformes; Syngnathidae. Gene Ontology annotation, molecular function: protein binding. The record is from RefSeq and is a predicted model, not a curated record. Bases 604 to 2130 code for a protein of 508 amino acids. The transcript is spliced from 8 exons.
UCGUUUGCUUGAGUUAUUGAUACAUUGUAGCCGUCCCUGUGAACUUUAAAAAAACAAUGUUACAUUCAUAUUUGAAUUCUAAUAUCAUUGCAAUCCACAACAUUGAUCGCUGAAAAGAAAAAGCAAUGAAACGAAGGCUUUUAAAAAAAAACUUUUACUUUGACCGUGUUACAGGAAAUGACUGCUCGGGUAAAGACGCGCGGGUUUCAUUAGGUUGUAAUGCGGAAUUCAGUGAAAAGAGCUAAAACAAGCUUGCUUCUCGGAAAACGACUGGGCGACAAAGCGGGGUUUUUCGGGCACUCCUUGAACUGCGGGCGCUACCAUCUCCAAUGUUCGGUGUCUUUUUAGGUAGAAGAUCAUUUGAGCGAUACAUUGAACAGUUAAAAAUGGUUUACUAGUCGGCAAGCCGGAAAGAGCAAGUUUGUUGUCAGGAAAUCGAGCGAGUGUGGAUAUUGUUUGGAUUUGACCACAUGUACAGGUAGACUUCGUCAUCUUUUAGCACGUUUGGAAUUGGAAUAAAUAAUAAUAAUAAUCAGAACACCUUAUUGUGGUGUUUUAUGCAUAAGACGAAGACUAACUACGAUACCCUCAGCAUAUGGCAGAAUGAACUGGCUGCCUCGUUGUCUAAAUGUGAUGUUCCUGCUUCACUCUGUGCUUGGUGCACUCCCUGUGCCAUCUAAUCUGUCCGUUGAGUCGGUGAACUUCCAUCACAUCCUGCAUUGGGAUCCUGGGCCUGCCACCCCACCAGGAGUACAGUACAAGGUCUUUUCCAGGUUAAGCGGGAAAAGGGAGAAAGAAACACAGAGUGUCUACACAACUGCAACAUCUUUACAGCUGAAGUUGGACAAAUAUAAGUAUUAUUUGACUGUGCAAGCAUUCUACAACGGAACCUCGUCUCCAGAGUCUGAAGACAUCUCCUUCACUCCGUUAGAACAAACUAUAAUAGGUCCUCCAAAAGUAAUCCUGACUGAAUACGACAACAGCAUUCAAAUCAACAUAUCACUGCCUGAGGCUGACAAAAGCUCAGGAAUACCAAACAAUGACAUCCUGGCCUUCUACAAAGGGAAGUUCAGAAUCUUGUGGAAGAAAUCUAACAAUAUUGAGGAGGUCCACACAACUGAAGACAGAAGUGUUACUUUUGACAACUUGGAGAAGGACAAACGAUACUGUGUACAGAUUCAAAUUGAGAUUAUCAUGAAUGAAAAUACUCUGCCAUCAACCUGGGUAUGCACCUUAACAAGAAAUCCUGAUCCUCUCAGAGUACCUGUUUUUCUCGGCACAACUGUUGGUCUUCUGAUUUUUUGCAUUGGUGCCCUGAUGGCAUUGACAUAUUGUCUCUACGACAUUGGAGUCCUUUGUAAACUUCAAGAAACUCUCCCAAGGGCGCUAACUAUGGCCCUCAACCAUGCUAAAUUUCUGCCAGUAGAGGAAACUAGCCCUGAUCUGAUCUCAAAUUGCUCUGUUAUACACAAACAAAAGUACACCACAGCAUUAUAUCCUGCCCACAGGACCACAUACUCAGGGAGUGUGGAAGAAAAGGUGGAUGAGGAAGAGGAAGAAAAUAAGGAAAGUAAUAUCUACAUGAACAGAGAUUCUGGAAAUUCCUCAGGGGAAAGUACCUGUCGUUAUUCUUGCGACGUAUUCAGGAGCUUUUCGUCUGUGAGGUCACACACUGAAGCAGAUACAUCGAAUUUAUCAUCUGAUAAAUCGGGAGUGGAUCAACUGGAGACGAGGGUUGAAAAUGAAGACACUCGUAUGUGUCGGCGGCCAGAAACGGAAGUCGAGGAGCAACUCAUAUUUCAAUUGGAAGGGGAAAUGAACGAGAACACUGUCAACAUGUCUGAAAGUGUCAACCUGUUGUCGGUGACUCUGACUGCUAUCGUCAACUGCGAGAAAGAGGAACUAAAUACUGAAGAUUCACUUGUUGAUUCUUUGGGGCUGUCUGUUAAGGAACCUUUAACAGCCACGAAGCAAAAUUUGUGCCACACAGACGUGCAAACUGACUUAGGUGACUUGACAUCAAUGAAGUGUACACACUUUGAUGAGACUUGCUAUGAGUACAGGUGUGAGGAUGUUGAGACGCAAGAGGAGUUGGAAGAAGAGCAAUUCUUAGGAUAUAUAGGACGGUGAUAUACUACUGCAACAGUGUUACAUAUAUUGCUGUAAAUUCGAAAUGUUUUUUAUUUGGUGCUUGCAAAAGAACAGGCUCUAUAAAUAGAGCCAAAAUUCCCGUCACCAAUUUCCAUCUCAGCUUGAGCCCUUUCCCUUCUCAAUAUAUGCAACACCCAUUUAUCCUUGCUUUGUGUCCAACAUCUUGUACAACCCGUAGUACAGGUUCUGUUUGGCCCUUGCCACCUCCCGCUUCGCCUCCCGUGCCCGCUACUUGUAAAACCUUUUUUUUUUUUUUUUUUUUUGUACAAUUUCCUGUUUUCCUGUAAGAUAUUUUCCAGUUCCCUGCAGCUGCAUUUCUAGUAGAAAGGCAGCACCACUGGCCUGUAACGGUUGUACCGUGUCACAGAGAACCUGGGGAGCCUGGCCAUGUAAGCACUUCCAAUUAAGACUGGAGUUUGGAAAUGCAGUGUAGUUGUUUCAGGACAUGACAAUGGUAUGAUCUUGUGGGCCUUUCCCCCCAAUAUUUUUAAUGUACAAUUGUAAAGUCUCUCCAAAGGUUUGGUCACAUCUUCACUUGCCUGUGACCAUGAGGGGGCACAAUAAACGAGUGAAAAAAUCA